GUUCUCAGCUCCCUUGGGUACCAUGUGGUCACGUUUGAUUAUCGAGGCUGGGGCGAUUCAAUAGGCAGCCCAUCAGAGAGGGGAAUGACCUACGACGCCCUUCAUGUCUUCGACUGGAUAAAAGCAAGAAGCGGAGACAACCCUGUCUAUAUAUGGGGACAUUCCUUGGGCACAGGGGUCGCAACAAAUCUAGUGAGGCGCCUUUGUGAGAGAGAAACACCCCCGGAUGCCCUGAUACUGGAAUCUCCGUUCACCAACAUACGAGAGGAGGCACGAAGUCACCCCUUUUCUGUGAUAUACAGAUACUUCCCUGGCUUUGACUGGUUCUUCCUUGACCCCAUCACGACGAGUGGAAUUAAAUUUGCAAAUGAUGAAAACGUUAAAUACAUCUCCUGCUCCCUGCUCAUCCUUCAUGCUGAGGAUGACCCGGUGGUGCCAUUUCAUCUAGGAAAGAAGCUUUACAACAUCGCUGCAACGUCACGGAGUUUCCGAGACUACAAGGUGCAGUUUGUUCCAUUCCACACAGACCUCGGCUACCGGCACAAGUACAUCUACAGGAGUCCAGAGCUACCUCGAAUAUUGCGGGAAUUCCUGGGAAAAUCUGAACAUGAGCAUCGUCACUGAAGACUUAGCUGCUUGGCAGCACAGAGGUUUUCCAUUCUUUCCUUCCUCUCCCUCCUCUUCCUCCUCUCUCCCUGUGGGUCAGUCUGCCAUUCUUCCAUCCCUGGCACUGGAGGAGGUCAGGGAUUCCCACUCCGGUCCUGAUGUGUACCCUUGGCAACUCCAGCUCCUGGCAUCAGCAUCUGUGAUGGUAGAAGAAAGAAGUUGUUGGCUUCUUUUCUGACAUGGAUGGAGGGGUGAAAACAGCCCAAGAGCUGGUACCAAACCAUGAGAAGUGUAAGCACAACAAAGCCUGGCCAAUCCAGCAUGGUACUGCUGAGGACAGACAUUCCUAGCGCGUGUGCAUCAUGACCAAGGGUGUUUCUUUCACUUUUAAAAACUGCUGCUGUUUUUUGGAUCACGUAGAGACUCGUUUGUAGGCAAAUGGCUUUUGCCGUGUCUCCAUACCACAGUUGUCUUGAGUUUGAGGUUGUUCUCUUUCUAGGAAAUAUAUGUUUUUGUCUUCCCUUUU
Messenger RNA from Pterocles gutturalis (yellow-throated sandgrouse), 1132 nucleotides. It is a transcript of the gene ABHD12, whose product is annotated as abhydrolase domain containing 12. Gene Ontology annotation, biological process: monoacylglycerol catabolic process; phosphatidylserine catabolic process. The record is from RefSeq and is a predicted model, not a curated record. NCBI's taxonomy places the organism in Eukaryota, Metazoa, Chordata, Aves, Pterocliformes, Pteroclidae. The transcript is spliced from 8 exons. Gene Ontology annotation, molecular function: phosphatidylcholine lysophospholipase A1 activity; monoacylglycerol lipase activity. The annotation marks the transcript as partial. Gene Ontology annotation, cellular component: endoplasmic reticulum membrane.